UAAACCGGAUAUCCGGUCUGCUACCCAAACGAGGAGAAACUUCGCCGCACGUGGAAAACGAGGCGAUAACGGACGUGUAGCCUACAGACUUUUUGUUUUCUCGAUAUAAAAACGACCUGUUUGAUAUUUUUUUAGCCUCUGAAGCUGUAAAACAAGAAUUUCGUCGAGAUGUUUCUGCAGUAUCACUUAAAUGAAAACGGGGACAGAGUCUACACCCUGAAGAAGGUGGCACCCGAUGGGCAGCCCACCAGCUCGGCCCACCCGGCCCGCUUCUCCCCGGAUGACAAGUUCUCCCGACACAGGGUGAUGCUGAAGAAACGCUUCGGUAUUCUGCUCACCCAGCAGCCCAGACCUGUUCUGUGAGCGAGAGGUGGAGAAAGACCAAGGACGGAUGGAUGGAUGGAUGGAUGGACGGAGAACACACAAAGAAACAACAGAAGGAUGAAGGCGAAGACGGGACCGUAAAGCCGAGCAAAACUCUGGAUCACAACUUGUCAAAGUGCAGUUGGGUCAUAUAUUGCAUAUCAGCUUCAACAACUAGGAUGUUAUAGAUCUUCUUUUCAUGUGUCACAGUUUAUUGUCAUUUAUUUGAGGUUAUUGUUCUGAUUUUUGUAUUAAUGUUGAAUAAAUAUUCGGUUGAUUGACUUAA
Molecule: messenger RNA, 649 nt
Organism: Thunnus maccoyii (southern bluefin tuna)
Lineage: Eukaryota; Metazoa; Chordata; Actinopteri; Scombriformes; Scombridae
Gene: nop10
Product: NOP10 ribonucleoprotein homolog (yeast)
Exons: 2
Coding region: 169-363 (64 amino acids)
Biological process (GO): snRNA pseudouridine synthesis; rRNA pseudouridine synthesis; ribosome biogenesis
Cellular component (GO): box H/ACA telomerase RNP complex; box H/ACA snoRNP complex
Molecular function (GO): box H/ACA snoRNA binding; telomerase RNA binding
Source: RefSeq, a predicted model, not a curated record